AUGUCAAAAAGACAUUUAGAAGAUAAAUUUAUAAAUCAUCCAAAUGAGCUUAAUUGUGAUUUAGAGACACGUUGUUCUUGGUUUAAUGUUAAAUCUGAUAAUAUACUAGAUACAUCUGAUUUUUAUGCAUUUCAAAAGACAUCAUCAAAAUCAUUUCCAUAUCAAGUAUCACCUGGUCCACGAAAUCAACCAAUUGGUAAAAAAUUUUUUUUUGCUGGUAAUACUACAGUUCCUGGUGAAAGUGCAAUUAUUUCAUCAAGUCCUAUUGGAUGUCAAAAAGGUCGUGGAAAAUUAUCAUUUACAUAUUGGUUAUAUAAUGAAGCUAAAAUUGAAGUAUUAUUAAUAAAACCAUUUAGAAAUCAUCGACGUGUACAAUUAUUAGAAACACCAUUUCUUGGAUGUAAUAAUGAUGAUUCUACUAAUGGAAUAUGUACAUUUACUUUUCGAGAAAUUAAUGAACCAUUUAAGUUAGGUAUAAGAGCGUUUAAUUUAAAAGAUCCAGGGAUUGGUAGUUUUGCUUUAAUUUCUGAUAUAACAUAUGUUGGUGAUGAAAUUUGCCAUUCCAAUCCAUUAAAAAAUAUUUUUGGUGAUGAUAUAUUAAAAAUUAAAGAUUAUAAUAGUAAAUUUAGAGAAAUAAAAACUUCAAGUGAUCUUAAUGCUAAUGGAUUAUUUAAUAAAAGUGAAUGGUGGAAUAAAUUUGAUAGUUCAACUAAUUGGAUGAUUGGUAAAAAUACAAAAUUAUGGAAAGAUUUUAUGUUAUCAAAUGAUAAACCAAAAGGUACAUUUUUAUAUCAAUAUAUAGAUGAAUAUAGUGAAAAACCAUAUGGUAUAUUAGAAUCAACUGCUAUCUCAUGUACUAAAAGUACUUCAACAUUAACAUUUUCAUUAUGGAUAACACCAGGAACACAAAUAUCUUUAUGUUCUGUCAAUUUAGACAAUGUUCCAUUAAGUUGUGUUGAUAUAAAUGAUGAAGAUAUUCAACAACCAAUGAUAAUUGAUAUUGAACCAAGUCAUAAUGAAAUAUUUAAGUUUAUUUUUGAAAUUAUUAAUUAUGACAAAUCAAAACCAUCUAUUAUCGUUAUUGAUAAUAUUUCAUUUGAUGGUCGUUUAUGUCAUGAACAAGAUAUAGAUACAGUUGAUGAAUUUGAAACGGAAUCAUUAGAUGAAAUGUUUAAACCAUAUAAUGAUUAUGAAAAAAUAAAAGAUGAAAGAAAUAUUGAUUGUGACUAUGAAACAUCUAAUUGUUAUGAAUGGGUUGAUAAUAGUAAUUUUUUUAAACGUUCAAUAAUUCCAAAACAAGUAUCAAGUUUAAUACCAACAUCAAUAGAAGGAAAAGGAAAUGUUGGAAUAUUUUUUUCAGCUUCAAAACCAAAAAUUUUAAAAUCACCAAUAAUUCCAUGUGUAAAUGAUGGUAAAAUUACAAUACAUUAUUAUAUAUCAAAAUAUGCAUCAAUGAAAAUAUGUGUUGUUGAUGAAUGUUUAAAUUUAAAUCAUAAUGAAUAUAAAAUUGUUUUUAAAAUUUCCUCUAAAAGACCAUUUUCUAUAGGAAUAAUUGCUGAAAGUAGUGGACCAUCAUUUGCCAUUAUUAAAUCAAUUAAAACAGAUGGUGAUUUUUGUAAAUUGCCAACAUUAAAUGAAAUGGCAUGUAAAAAAAUACAAUGUUUAUUUAGAAAUGAUACAUGUUCAUAUACAAAUAAAGAUGUAGGUGAAUAUUCAAAAGAAUGGAGUUUAUUUAAUCGUCAUGGAAUUAUAUCAAUUCUUGAUGAAAAUCAUCAAGUAUCUAUUUUAAAUUCACCAACAUUUCAAUUGUCAUCACCAAUAGAUAUACAUAUUACUGUUAUUCAAUCAACAUUUGGUUCAAGAUUAUUAAUGUGUGAAGAUGAUAAUGUAAAAAACCUUGAUGUUUGUGAACAAUUAAUGGGUCCAAAAAUAAAUAAACAGACAAAAGAAAUUUUACAAGUUAGAUUAGAUGAAGAUAUUAAAAAAUUUACAAUAGUUUCUAAUCAUGACAAAUAUUUACAAUUUGGAAAAGCUAUUUUUGUUAUUGAUUCUAUUAGAGUAACUAAUAUAGAUGGUACUUCAUUAUGUUAA
Messenger RNA from Strongyloides ratti, 2091 nucleotides. Its product is annotated as Concanavalin A-like lectin/glucanases superfamily domain-containing protein. The record is from RefSeq and is a predicted model, not a curated record. The transcript is spliced from 3 exons. Lineage: Eukaryota; Metazoa; Nematoda; Chromadorea; Rhabditida; Strongyloididae. The coding region runs from base 1 to 2091 and encodes 696 amino acids.